UUCUUCACACACUGUCUGAUGCUUUGUCUGUGUAACACAAACAUGACGAAAAAGAAGUUGAAAUAAGGAGCGCAUAAGUUAUACAAGUGUCAAUUUUGAUCUUUAUUCCAAUGUUUAUUGUACUGGGGUUGUAAUCAGUGUGAUUUCAAGUUAUUUGAUCGUAUAUUUUUAGAGCAAUGUCGUGUGUUCGGAUGGCGUGUGUGUGUCAGUACUGUCAGUGUCACGAAUGUCAUUGUUCUACUAUAUAGUUAUAUAUCAUGUAUUGGCCUAUAGACUUUUUACAAAAACCACUUAAAUUCAGGCAAAUGAGAGGAGAUAUGGAUUUACCAUUAAAUAUUGAAAAAUAUUGCAUCGCUACAUCUGUGCGUAACAUGGAUGGUUAUGUCGCCUGAGGCUGAGGUGCACAGAAAUCAGCAAAAACAUAAUUUGUAAUUUUGGCCCUAAAAAGUAACAGAAACCAUAAGGCUUGAGAUCAUGUACUCAUGUAGGCCUGAGUAGACAUAAAAUUUCUGACAUUAGUUCGAAUUCAAACCAGAAUUUGGACACAAAAAUACUUAAUUGCCUAAUUGGUUAUAAUAUUCUUAUGAGGUUAUAAUAUGUCACUCAUUUAUUUCCUUCAUGAAAUCUGUGAUUCUUUGAGUCAAUAUCUUGUGGCUGUGCAUUGAAGUUGGUUAAAAACAUCUUAAUCCUAGCAGAACAAUGAAGAAAAUGCUAGGCCUUAAACCAAAACACUCGUGGGGGGCCAUCUGUAGCCCAUUACUUAUCAAAUCAUUUUCAAUAAAGUGUUGAAAAUAUGUAUCUUAGGCCAGACUAAAUAACUGUAUGGUUAUGAGUGUGUUGUCUCGAGUCAAACUGCCACAGUUAGGAUGUGGCCAUGAGAGAGGAUGUGUGGUAGGAGUAUCAAAAACCUGAAUCUCAGGAUGGACUGAUACCGGAACUACCGGACAAAUCUGAUUGCUCGCCUGCACUUGCUCAGAGUGAAAAAUAUAACUCACCUUGAAUUUGAAUGAUAUCAUAUUCACUUUUGGGGGCAAGCUUCUAAACAUUGUAUUUCUUUGCUUCGGCCUGACUUCAUUUUAAUUUUAAAUAUUUUAUUUCUUACAGACCCCACACUGAGUUGCUGGAAGGAAAUGUCUCAGAUUUUCGCUACAAAUUCUCUGUCCCUUUCUAAGGUGAUCCACUUGGAGGUUGACAACCGGACAGCAGUAAACCAACUCAAGUUAGCUUGUGUGCUGAGCUGUGAUUUAGAAUGGAUCUUGAACUCCCCAACCAAGAAGUGGUGAAAUGUGUUGUCGUGGGCGACACAGGGGUCGGGAAGACACGAUUGGUGUGCGCCCAGGCGUGCGGGACCAAGUACACCCUUCACCAACUGAUGCAGACCCAUCAUCCAACUGUCUGGGCUAUAGACAACUACAGGAGAGAUGUGGAGGUUCUAAAGUUGUCUUGUUGUGAGGUAGAUGGCGUGAGUGUCUCGCUGCGUCUCUGGGACACGUUCGGUUACCAUGACAAGGACAGGAGGUUUGCGUAUUCUAGAGCUGACGUUGUCUUGCUGUGCUUCUCGACGGUGCGCCCGAUGUCACUGAAAAAUGUCACCCACUUGUGGUACCCUGAGGUAAAGAGGUCUUGCCCUAAUACUCCAAUCCUCCUGGUGGGCACACAGACUGACCUGCGUUUCCUCUACAAGGAUCCUGAGUUCAUCGCCAUGGACAAGGGACCAUUCUUUCAGACUAUUCGAGAAAGAGACAUUAUCCUCCCAGACGCUGGCCGUGAAGUCGCGAACGAUAUUGGUGCUGAUUACUUGGAGACGAGUGUCUUGACGUCGUACGGAUUAAAGGAAGUUUUCCAGAAUGUCAUUCGGUCUGCGCUCAUCGAGAGGUCAAAGAUGCGAUUCUGGAAUCCACAGCUAAAGCGUGUGUUACCUCUCGUCAUUCAGGCCCCGCCCCUACCACCACCAAAUAAGGCACCAAUUACAAAGAUGCUCAGAUCUGAUUAUACAUCAGAUUUUGAGAAACUUCUUGAUAAUCGAGAUUAUUGCAAUGUUGUCUUUAUCGCUGAGGGAGAGCUGAUUCUAGCGCACAAGAUCGUUUUGAUUUGCGCGUCUGAUGUUUUCUAUGAUUUAUUCUUGGAGAAUCUUCAACGAAGCGAGCUGAACGAAAAAGAGAACAGCAGCUCUUGGCCUGUGUGCGUCUCGGAUCAUGAGAUGUUGAUACGGACAAUGGAUGACGAUGCCUACAUGACUGCCACAGAUUCUGUGGAUGCUUGCCCGCUUCAUCCUGCAUUUACCUCGGCGUAUGCACUUCCAACGAGAGAUCCAACUCGGACUCAAUUUCCAAAUAACAAAUCGCUGCAAAUGGCAGUUGUGCUUCAUUCAGAUAUCACACCUGAAGUGUUCCACAUAGUGUUACGAUUCCUGUACACUGGUCAAGCCACAGUCAGUCACAACCUCUGUGGUAAGGUUAGCCAGGUGGCUCACAUGUUCGGCCUGCAGGAGUUAGUGGCAAUAAUCGACGACACUGAAUUUGGAGAAGACAUCAUGACAUUACCAGAUGAGAGUUUUCUUCAGAGAAGAACAGACAAAUUCAGAGACUUGCUUUUACGGCGAGGCCUGUUUUCCGAUAUUCUGUUCCGUUGUGAAGACGAUGAGGUGAUGACUCACAAAGCACUGAUCAUGACAAGAUGUGACUGGAUGCUGGCAUUGUUCACUGAUAACUUCAGGGAGAGCUCAUUACAGGUGAUUCCUCUUCCCGGCAUGUCCAAGCAAACGUUCCAGUGUGUACUUGACUACCUCUACACAGAUCAGUGCCCUGAUGUGACCAGUGUUGAUGUGACAGAAGUCCUCGAGGUCGCCAACAGAUUUUGUCUGCUCCGUCUCGUAACACUUCUCGAGGACAAAAUCAUCAUCAACUUGACCGAGAUGGAGGAGAAGGGUGAAGAGAUUGUCGAGGAAGUGUUGUUCCUUUUGGAACCUGCUCAGUACUACAAUGCCCUCCAGUUGGCAGUGUGGUGCCUCAGCUACCUCUCAAACAACUACAGCAAAGUCUACAAACAGCAUUUUAAAGAUUUCCGAUCGCUCUCUCAGGACAGCCAAGAUUACGUGUCAGAAAACAGAUGGCCUCCUCUUUGGUACCUGAAGGAGCAGGAUAUGUAUGAGAAGCUAGCCAAGGAGCGUAGCAAACACAAGCUGUUAACGGUUCGCAAACGAGAGCGGAACAACAGUGGCUGUUUGUGUCUGUCGGCGAGACGAUCGAAGAAAGUCAAUCGGGAAGAGUCAUGUGAUGCUUGAGGUCAAGGUCACGAUGCAGCUGUCGUUCAGGUGAAGACGCUGGAGUUUGAAUGAGUGAGAAUGGCCAUUAUCACAUCAUCUGGCUCUUGGGAUUGACAGAUGAACUGAAUACGGGACUGUUCAAGUUCAUGGACUUGUAUGUGACUGUGGACUUUUCAUGAGCUAGAUUUAGACAGGUUGCCUCUAGUAUUGGAGUAUAACCAUGUCUCAAGUUCAACUCGCUGGCAGAGUUAUGUGAUCCUUCAUUUUGUAAAGGCUGCAGCUUUGCUUGAAUUAGACAGCAUGUUUUUAUCAUCAUCAUCAUAGUCAUCAUCAUAGUCAUCAUCAUAGUCAUCAUCAUAGUCAUCAUCAUAGUCAUCAUCAUAGUCAUCAUCGUCAGUAUUACACAUUAUAGCCUUCUCCGGGUAUUGCACAUCAUUUAGAGUUAAACUGAUGAUCCUUUCUUCACCAAAGGGUACUGGUGUCAUCGGGAACUAGUAUGAAUGAGAUUAUUUAUUUUUAUACCUGUUAAAUUGUGCACGCACGGCAGAUUUAUUUAUAAUAUAUGGUUUGCUCAAAAUAAUUAUGAUUUUUAUAGACUCUGCAUUUAUACACGAGUUUUUGAUUUAAUGUGUUUAUUUAAUAUAAUGUUACAUGUAAAAAAUGUUUGUGCUGUCCAAACUGUUGUGUAAAAUGUAGUAGUCCGGCAUGUGUGUUGGAGUAGAAAGAGAGGUUGGAUAAUGGCAAUCCUAUGCUAGUCUCUCAUCCCAAUAUGUCACCCAGUACCUUCAGUAGUUAACACUCGCUUGUACAUGCUGUAAGUAGAAAACAAUAAGCUCCUACAUUUUCUCAGGCAUUUCAUUUUCACAGAUUUCUUCUGCAAGUAAUCUAGAUUUGCAAAGAUAAAAAUUGCAUCUGAUACUUUUUGUAUUGAAAAUCAUAAAAAAUCUUUAAGUGUAAUGUCUGCACAUAAAGAGGCUUUGUCAUUCCAGCCGCAAUGCAAAACACUACUGUGCUUAGUGUAAUAUUGGUUCAGGUGUACUGUUAGAUGUAAUUCAUGUUGUUAGUUUCUAGACCAUUCAUGGCUCUGGGGGCCAACGGCAGGAAGGAUCACCUCAGAAAUAUUCAGACUUAUAGUACAUGUACGCUGUGUCAACAUGAUGUGCCUCAGUACUCAGAGAGCAAAGCUAUGCAAUAGACGUGUAUGUUAUGCUUUUCUAAUGGGCUGCCCGUCUGCCUCACCAUUUAGUGUGAUGCAACAUCAACAGUCCCUUUUAACAUCUUGUGAUGAAAUCAAAUACCUUUUUAGUUAAUGCUCUUAAAGGGAGAUUAUAGGCAGGGUCCUGGUAGGUCAGAUUAAGUUAGACCAAGCUGCAGAUAGGGUGCUCUCUUGUCUCACUGCUCAUUGAAACUAUUCAUGCUUGUAGAAGGAAUAUGAUAAUCAUCGCUGAAUCAAACAUCAUCCCGUCCACUGACUGUGCAUACUAAUGAAGCACUUGAACCCCAUGCUUCUGUCCGUAGUCCCCAUUAAAAUACUAGAACUUCUGUAUUUGUUUUUGGGGUUGCCCACUAAAUAUAUGACUGGAGUUUCAGACGUCCUUUGUGCAGAUAUGGAACACCUUUCCGCUCUAUGCAUUGACUAUCAAAUGUUGGCAGCAGAUGCACGAUUUAGACUGUUCAUAAUUAAGAUAUUUUAGCUUUGCGGACAUUUCAUGGUUAAAGGUUUCAAACAGAAGUGUCAAUUUUAUACAGAGAAUUUCACUUGCAGUUUUAGUACCGCCAUGCUCCUAUCCAGGUUGGCUUUCAGUGAAGAUCACCACUGGCCUCCCAAGAUCACCACUGGUCUCCCAAGAUCACCACUGGUCUCCCAAGAUCACCACUGGCCUCCCAAGAUCACCACUGGUCUCCCAAGAUCACCACUGGCCUCCCAAGAUCACCACUGGCCUCCCAAGAUCACCACUGGUCUCCCAAGAUCACCACUGGCCUCCCAAGAUCACCACUGGCCUCCCAAGAUCACCACUGGUCUCCCAAGAUCACCACUGGUCUCCCAAGAUCACCACUGGUCUCCCAAGAUCACCACUGGUCUCCCAAGAUCACCACUGGUCUCCCAAGAUCACCACUGGCCUCCCAAGAUCACCACUGGUCUCCCAAGAUCACCACUGGUCUCCCAAGAUCCCCACUGGCCUCCCAAGAUCACCACUGGCCUCCCAAGAUCACCACUGGCCUCCCAAGAUCGCCACUGGUCUCCCAAGAUCGCCACUGGCCUCCCAAGAUCACCACUGGCCUCCCAAGAUCACCACUGGUCUCCCAAGAUCACCACUGGCCUCCCAAGAUCACCACUGGCCUCCCAAGUCAAACUGAUGUAAAGACUCCUUAUGAGUUUCUUUUGAUCAGGAAGCUUUUCACUAUCACACCUAAUGUUUGGCUUUAUGUUGU
Messenger RNA from Lineus longissimus, 5698 nucleotides. Its product is annotated as rho-related BTB domain-containing protein 1-like. The record is from RefSeq and is a predicted model, not a curated record. The transcript is spliced from 7 exons. Gene Ontology annotation, biological process: engulfment of apoptotic cell; small GTPase-mediated signal transduction; establishment or maintenance of cell polarity. Gene Ontology annotation, molecular function: protein kinase binding; GTPase activity; GTP binding. Lineage: Eukaryota; Metazoa; Nemertea; Pilidiophora; Heteronemertea; Lineidae. The coding region runs from base 1250 to 3283 and encodes 677 amino acids. Gene Ontology annotation, cellular component: cytoskeleton; cytoplasmic vesicle; cell projection.